Messenger RNA from Ustilaginoidea virens, 2082 nucleotides. RefSeq lists its product as uncharacterized. Gene Ontology annotation, cellular component: endoplasmic reticulum; plasma membrane; lipid droplet. Bases 1 to 2082 code for a protein of 693 amino acids. Gene Ontology annotation, biological process: long-chain fatty acid metabolic process; long-chain fatty-acyl-CoA metabolic process. NCBI's taxonomy places the organism in Eukaryota, Fungi, Ascomycota, Sordariomycetes, Hypocreales, Clavicipitaceae. The record is from RefSeq and is a predicted model, not a curated record. The transcript has 4 exons. Gene Ontology annotation, molecular function: long-chain fatty acid-CoA ligase activity.
AUGGUGGACUACACCACGGGCAUGAUGCCCCUGCAUCCGGUCCACAAGCCGCCCUACACAAUCGAGGCUCCUGGCUACGAAAAGGUGCCCGGCGAGACAAUUCCUCGUCGCCACCCCCGUGCCAAGAACGGCCUUCUCAGCCGCCCUGCCGACGAUGUCCGCAACAUUUUCGACAUCGUGCGCCGCAGCGCCCGUGCCUACCCUAAUCACCAAGCUCUAGCCUCCCGCAAGCUGGUCAAGCUUCACAAGGAGACCAAGAAGGUGAAGAAGAACGUCGGCGGGGAGGUGCAAGAGGUGGACAAGGAAUGGCAGUUUUUCGAGCUUUCCAGCUACUCGUACAUCACCUACAAGGAGUACGAGACUCUGGUCCUCGAGCUUGGCUCGGGUCUACGCAAGCUGGGUCUCACUCCAGAGAGCAAGCUUCACUUUUUCGCUACAACCAGCUUGCCAUGGAUUUCCAUGUCUCACGCAUGCGCCUCGCAGUCCAUCCCCAUUGUUACCGCCUACGAUACCCUCGGCGAGAGCGGCGUCGAGCACUCCCUUAUUCAAAGCGACGCGACCGCCAUGUUUGUCGACCCUCAACUGCUGAAAACGGCUGCCAGCCCGAUCAAGAAGUCGAGCGUCAAGACCGUCAUCAUCAACGCGGAAUGCAUCUUCGCUGCCGGCGGAGAAGUGGAGGACUUCAAAAAGAACAAUCCUGACCUCAAUGUCCUUACGUAUGAAGAGCUUCGCAAGCUUGGCCAAGAAAACAUGGUAGAACCCGUGCCUCCCAAGCCCGAAGACCUCUACUGCAUCAUGUAUACCUCUGGGUCCACUGGUCCCCCCAAAGGCGCUUGCCUCACCCACGAAGCUGUUGUCGCCGCACUUACCGGUCUCCUCACCUGUGUGGAUGAGUCCGUGAGCGACAAGGAAUUCGUGCUGGCUUACUUGCCUCUUGCCCACAUCUUCGAAAUGGUGCUUGAAAAUCUGGUGCUCUUCAUUGGUGGCACUUUGGGCUACGGCAACCCGCGCACCUUGUCCGACGUUUCCGUCAAAAACUGCGCGGGUGACAUGCGAGAGUUCAGGCCAACCGCCUUGGUUGGCGUGCCGCAGGUGUGGGAGACGGUCAAGAAGGGCGUCAUGGCCAAGCUCGACAGCUCCAGCCCUCUGCUGAAGAACCUCUUUUGGGGAGCCUUUAGCUACAAGGCCUUCAUGUCCAAGAACAAGCUCCCCCUUGCCGGCAUCUUUGACGGCAUCGUCUUCUCCAAGGUGCGCGAGCUAACGGGCGGUCGUCUGCGGUUCACCAUGAACGGGGCCAGCGGCAUCUCCGACAGCACCAAGCAGUUCCUGUCUCUCGUCCUGGCCCCCAUGCUCGUCGGCUACGGCCUCACGGAAACUUGCGCCAACGGCGCCCUGGGCUGCCCGCUCGAGUUUUCCCCCGACGCCAUCGGGCCCAUCCCCGCCGCCAUCGACGUCAAGCUCGUGUCCGUGCCCGAGCUCGGCUACAACACGGACAACGUCAAGGUGCCGCAGGGCGAGAUCUGGAUGAAGGGCUUGCCCAUCCUCAAGGAGUACUACAAGAAUCCCGAGGAGACGGCCAAGGCCGUCACCCCGGACGGGUGGUUCAAGUCGGGCGACAUUGGCGAGUUCGACGCCAAGGGCCACUUGAAAGUCAUCGACCGUGUCAAGAACCUGGUGAAGAUGCAGGGUGGCGAAUACAUUGCCCUGGAAAAGGUGGAGUCUGUCUACCGCGGAGCCCAGACCGUCGCCAACAUCAUGGUGCACGCCGAUCCCGAGCACUCGCGGCCGAUUGCCGUCAUCAUGCCCAACGAGAAGGUGCUGGUGGAAAAGGCCAAGAACCUGGGCGUCGACGAGCACGACAUGCACACCAGCGCCAAGGUCCGCGACCUCGUCCUCAAGGAUCUGCAGAGCACGGGCAAGCGGUCCGGCCUGAGCUCCAUGGAGAUUGUCGCCGGGGUCGUCAUCACAGAAGAGGAAUGGACCCCCCCCAGCGGUCUCGUCACCGCCACCCAGAAACUGAACCGAAGAGCCAUCCGCGACAAGUACAAGACGGAGAUUGAGCAGUGCCUCAAAAACGCGUAG